AUGCUUUUGAAGAACCAGGUCUUCAUCGUAGACGGAGAUCUGAACGACGUCGUUCUCCUCGCCAAGCUAUUCGACGUCGUUCCCUUCUCCCACAUCCUCCACCUCGCCGCCACAAGCCGACGUCCGUUACGCGAUGCAGAACCCCCAAUCCUACGUCAGCUCCAACAUCGCUGGGUUCAUCAAUCUCCUGGAAAUUGCGAAAUCGGCCAACCCCCAACCCGCAAUCGUCUGGGCGUCGUCGAGCUCCGUCUACGGGCUCAACGACAAGGUCCCAUUCUCCGAGCUCCACCGCACCGUCGACGGAAGUUCCUCGGAAAAUUUUAUUUUAUUUUUCAUGUAUGUAAAAAUGAGGUGUAA
Molecule: messenger RNA, 357 nt
Organism: Linum tenue
Lineage: Eukaryota; Viridiplantae; Streptophyta; Magnoliopsida; Malpighiales; Linaceae
Source: the annotation of a GenBank genome assembly